This is a messenger RNA of Kluyveromyces marxianus DMKU3-1042, 1068 nucleotides long. It is a transcript of the gene cysB, whose product is annotated as cysteine synthase. Gene Ontology annotation, molecular function: cysteine synthase activity. NCBI's taxonomy places the organism in Eukaryota, Fungi, Ascomycota, Saccharomycetes, Saccharomycetales, Saccharomycetaceae. Bases 1 to 1068 code for a protein of 355 amino acids. Gene Ontology annotation, cellular component: cytoplasm. The record is from RefSeq and is a predicted model, not a curated record. The transcript has a single exon.
AUGUCCCAAUUUAUUCGUCAUUUACACGUUCCUCCUUUGGCCACGAAAGGUUUUACCGAUGCGGUUGGUAGUACACCUUUGAUUAAGCUACAAAAACUAUCCAAGGAAUUGGGAAGAAACAUCUACGGAAAAUCUGAGUUACAAAAUCCAGGUGGUUCAGUUAAAGAUCGUGCUGCUUUGUAUUUGAUCAAUGAUGCAGAGAAAAGAGGGUUGAUUGACCCAAGCAAACCAGUAACCGUUGUGGAAGGUAGUGCAGGUAACACAGCUAUUGGGUUAGCUCACAUUUGCAAAGCAAAAGGCUAUAAGGCAGUCUUCUAUAUGCCAGAUACCCAAUCGCAGGCCAAAAUCAAUUUACUCAAAUGGUUAGGCGCAGAGGUGUACCCUGUUCCAGUCUGUCCUAUUACAGAUCCAUUGAAUUUCAAUAAUAGAGCGAGGGAUCAUGCCAAAAGACUCGAUAAUGCGGUAUGGACCGACCAGUUCGAUAAUCAAGCCAAUUGGAGGGCACACUACUACACAACUGGCCCAGAGAUUUUGAAACAAAUUGAAGAUGAAGGUUUGAAAUUGGAUGCAUUCACUUGUUCUACUGGUACCGGUGGUACUUAUACCGGUAUUGCGAAGUACCUAGAAGAAGCUACUAAAGGAAACUGUAAACUUGUGGUCGCUGAUCCUCCUGGAUCUGUUAUUUACUCUUACAUCAAGACUGGUGAAUUGAACAGAGAAGGAGGAUCGUUUACUGAAGGUAUAGGUCAAGGCAGAAUUACCGGAAAUAUGAAAGAAAGUGUCUCCAUAACAGAUGAUGCCGUGUUUAUUCCAGACGAAGAGUCGAUUAUAAUGCUUUUCAGAUUGUUGGAUGAAGAAGGGUUGUUCGUUGGUGGUACAUCUGCUUUGAACGUGGUAGCAGCAGCGAAAGUAGGAUCUACUCUACCUGAAGGCAGUAAUGUUGUCACUAUUUUGUGUGACUCAGGUCAUAAGUACGCUGAUAGGGUCUUUUCAAAAUCAUGGUUACAAAGCAAGAACCUUUACGACGUCUUACCAGAUCAUUUAAAAAAGUAUGCUUCUUUGCCAUAA